AUGGAGCCCGCCGGCCGCCAGCGCAGCCCCGGCCCCGGCCCCGGCCCCAGCCCGCCGCCCCCGGGGGCGCCCAGCCCCGCCGGCCCGCAGGGGCCCCAGCCCGGCGCAGCCCCGGCCGGGCGCCGCCGCGGCGCCUCGACGCCGCCGCCCGGGCCGUGGCAGGGGGCGGCCGCCUCGCCCCCCGGCGAGGCCCCGCGGCGCCCCGGCGCCCCGCGGGAGGGCGGCCGGCGGAAGCGCACCACCUUCAGCAAGGCGCAGCUGGAGCUGCUGGUGAAGACCUUCGAGGAGGACCCCUACCCCGGCAUCGCCGUGCGGGAGCGCCUCUCCGGCCUCACCGACAUCCCCGAGUCCAGGAUACAGGUGUGGUUUCAGAACAGGCGAGCCCGGCAGCUGAACCGCAAGAAGAGCGAAGCCUCCCCCUACGCCAGACCCGCGUGUGGCAAGCAGAGGCUGGCCCACUUCGGCGGCGGCUGCCAAGAGAGGCCCCGAGCGGCAUGCGGCCUCGGGCCCGAUCAGAACCCCCUCAGCCUGCAGCCCGGCCUGCCCGGAGGAAGUCAGAACUGCUCUGGUCAGCCGCUACCCUACGCGGGGCCGCAGUACACAAGGCUCGAUACUCAUUUCAGGAGCUUGGAUAACACGUUUGGAGCCCACAGUCAGACCCCUUCUCACUUCAAUUUGGACUACAUGGCAAAAGGGGUGCAAUUCAGUGUGGGAACCAUAGGGAGUUCCCCCCAGCUCUCAUUCCCUGUGCAGCAAGUGCAGGAAUAUCCAUACUUGAAGAAAUCGUUCCCUGAAAACUACUACCCAGAUGCAGAUAUUUUCCAGUCAUGUAUAGAAGAUCACCAGUAUCUGGCAGCUAAAGAGAACAUGUGUAGGAGGCCUGUCUUAAACUACUUAAAUGCUAAUCAAGGCCUGGGCGAUGAGAACUGUUUGUAUAUCAAGUCAAACACCUCUCCUUUAGGUAAGGGUUUCAUUUCAGACCAUGGUGAAGGAGACUCUAAUGUGAAGCUUGAGCUUGAGCAGGUGAGGCACAGUCCAUCUCUGGUAGCAGCUCAUGAUGCUAGUUCCCCUUUGGUACUUGCAAAACACGAGGGGAAAUAUCAAGGGACACUUUCUCCUCCAGCCCCAUCAUCUGGGCAGCAGCUGCUGGAGGCAGUAAAUGACUAUGACCCUUAUUGGCUGGGCAUGAGAAAUGAAAUUUGGGGAACUGGUUUAGAUUCAGUGUUUGAGAAUGAGCAAAAUGGAGAGCAAGGUGGGCCAAAAAGUUACCUUUUUACUUAUGAUGGCCACAGUUCAACUUGUCAUUUGGGUCACACGUGAAAUGGUGACAGCGAGUCUGUUGGCCUGAUGAAAACUUAAUGGUUUUUGUUCAAUUGGCAGCUUCAUCCAAAGUGGCUAGAGGUUUUGCAGCUCUAAGUAUGGAGUACUUGCUGUGAGUUUUGUGUGCUGUCUGGAAGGGAAGGAAAGGAAGAUAAACUUUGCAAGGCACACAAGCAGAUAACCUGCUGUGUGUGUGCACGUGUCAUUCUUCCUUCUUCCUCCCCACCCCUUCCCAAUCCUACCUGAAUUGUCACCAAGCUGCAUGCAGUAUUCUUGUGUGCGUUUGAUUAUUGGUACCCACACAUUAGCCUGCAUGUACAGCUCAGCCUGUACAUUGUUCACAAAUAUUUCAAUAGUGAAGAUUUAGUCUCUGAUGUUCAAACUGGGUUGGAUUCAUUCUGCCAGGAGGCUUGGGACUACAGAAUGGGUUUUAUGGCCUUACUGUACUGUUUUGCUGUUUCCAUCCUUGUCAGAAAUCACUUUAACUUAAGAAAUCUGUAGAAAACAGAUGUUAUAUGUACAGCUUUUGGUGGAGAAAGUGUAACAUAAAAGGAAUACAGACAUGGGAAAAGCAACCUUGGUGGUGGAAGGGGAAGGGUCACAGGGUGUGUUAGUGGUUUAGGUGUGUACCUGAUUAAGGUCUUUUCCUGGAUAUUUAAUGUAUAGAGUUUUUAUUUAAAAAUGACCAAAUAUGUAGCCUUUUAAAAGGCAAUAUUUUUGUGGGUUUUGUAUAAUUUUUUAAAAUUUUCUGAUUAUUAAUAUUUUAAAGGAACUUUGUUAAUUUAAUAAAAAAUCCUCUAAACAAGUUGUUUACUGUUUACUAGAAGGAGGUUCUCUACCUGUGUGUGAUAAUGGACUUGUUGAAUUGGACUCGAAGAAAAAUGUAAUUGAGUCCUGUCCUUGCACUUUGGAUGUUCGGCCUAUUUUUAGACUUCUCAAGACCACUGGCUGUCUGGAAGCCUAAUGUGAUCAUAUAGUGCUCUGACAAAACCAAUGGAAGGCCAGGGGGAUGUAUAGAUCUGGAGGGCUGCCGUGACUGUGUAUUAAAGCAAUAUUGGGGCUAGCAUGUUGAAGACUAUGUAUGCAAAUCCUUUCUCAUGCUCAAAAUGUGAAUUACUUUAAGUAUGCCUUGAUUUUAAGAUGUAUGCUAUUAAGCUAAUUAUUAUGCUGCUUUUGUUCUAUAAACAAAAUCAGAUUUAAAUACAUACCGUUAUUUUUUAUUAAUAAAAUUGAUGUCUC
This is a messenger RNA of Dromaius novaehollandiae (emu), 2559 nucleotides long. RefSeq names its product homeobox protein Hox-A3a-like. Bases 1 to 1320 code for a protein of 439 amino acids. Lineage: Eukaryota; Metazoa; Chordata; Aves; Casuariiformes; Dromaiidae. Gene Ontology annotation, molecular function: RNA polymerase II transcription regulatory region sequence-specific DNA binding; DNA-binding transcription factor activity, RNA polymerase II-specific. The record is from RefSeq and is a predicted model, not a curated record. The transcript has 2 exons. Gene Ontology annotation, cellular component: nucleus. Gene Ontology annotation, biological process: regulation of transcription by RNA polymerase II.